Daldinia vernicosa is the source of this 948-nucleotide messenger RNA. RefSeq names its product S-adenosyl-L-methionine-dependent methyltransferase. The coding region runs from base 1 to 948 and encodes 315 amino acids. The transcript has a single exon. Gene Ontology annotation, molecular function: S-adenosylmethionine-dependent methyltransferase activity. Lineage: Eukaryota; Fungi; Ascomycota; Sordariomycetes; Xylariales; Hypoxylaceae. The record is from RefSeq and is a predicted model, not a curated record.
AUGGCUUCUACUUUAGUUUCAAUGCCUAGCACAAACACUACAGUCAAACAGUAUGCCUUUGCUGCUCGCCAAGGUACCGACUGGUCAUACUAUCUAGCCCACCGCCCAGCCUAUCCGCAAUCUUUCUUCGAGCGCAUCUAUAGCUACCACGCCCAAAAAUCCGGGGCAGCUUGGUCUGUAGCUCAUGAUAUUGGAGCUGGUUGUGGAGUCGUCUCUGCAGUCCUUGCUAGUCGCUUCGACAGCGUCAUAGUCUCAGACCCUAAUGACGGAUAUACUAAGCUCGCCCGAGAAUACUUACUUGAGAAGACAUCGUUCCCCGAGUCUAAAUUCAAGUUCCUUCAAGAAACUGCCGAGGAAAGCUCAGUUGGAUCGGGUACUGUCGAUCUGAUUGCCGCGUGCGAGUGUAUUCAUUGGACUACACCGGACGUUGCUAUCGGGGAAUUCGGGAGGCAGCUCGGAGCUGGUGGGACGCUUGCGAUCACAUACUAUACUCGCCCGCUUAUUGAGGGAAAUGAGCGGGCUGCAAGAGCCUGGAAGGCUGUCUGGGAUGCUUUUCCGAAGAAAGUUCAACGAUACGGGAUAGGUGAAAACCCUUAUAAAAUAGGUAAUACUGCACUUGAAAGCUUAGAGUUUCCCGAGGAAAAUUGGGAGGCCAUAAAGAGGAUAUAUAUCAAUUCUCAGGGGACCGUGGACAGUUUCAUGCUGGAUGACAGAAUAAUUGAAAGUAGGGUCAAGGAAAGUGAGGAGAAGGUGUGGGUAGAAGAAGAUGAUGAUUGGUGUGAUGUGUGUGAUAUCGAGUGGCUUAAAGGCUAUGUCGCCACAUGGGAACCGCGCCUCCAAGAGUCCGAAAUACAAGAUAUUUGGGAUGAGUUGGAGGCUGCUUUGGAAGGGAAACCAGUUAAGACCAGGACACCGAUUGUGAUGAUUUUAGCCACAAAGAGAGGCUAA